Messenger RNA from Bradysia coprophila, 685 nucleotides. RefSeq names its product gonadal protein gdl (gene gdl). The record is from RefSeq and is a predicted model, not a curated record. Lineage: Eukaryota; Metazoa; Arthropoda; Insecta; Diptera; Sciaridae.
UCAAGAAGAAGAAGAAAUAAUUUCGAACACAAAUAAAAACAAAAACAUUUUCUUUCGGCUUUUAAUUUGCAUCGUACUUGUACACGCAAAAAUGAGUGAAGAAGAUCAAGAAACAGAGUCCACGGAUAAUAUGUUGAGUGAGGAGUAUCAAAGUCCGGAAUAUUUACAAAGGAAACUCUAUUUCUUAUUGGAACAACUUAAAACAAUGCACAACGAAUUGCCAGAAAAAUAUCAAAUGCGAAUACCAUACGAACUGUUAACGGGACUGGCUAAUUCACUGGCCAACGACACAAUAUUCGAAAUUGUUAAACGAUUAAUGGAAAUUCAACAUGUGACCGAAAAUCACCUCGAACAAUUGCGCAAACAGGUGGAAAACGAACAUCAAAUUGAAAUACAAGAAUGGAUUGCGAAAAUAGCCGAUGCCGAGGAAUUGGAACACAUUUUGGCGCUGAUGAAAAUAAAGCAUGCGAAAAGGUUGAAAGAGACGGACAUGAAAUUGGUGUUGCAUCUGGAUCAGAAGGUGAAAGAUCAACAGUCCACACUGGAGAAGGCUGGAGUGCCGGGAUUUUAUGUCACAGACAAUCCGAAAGAGAUAACCAUUCAGAUGCAUCUGUUGGAUUUCAUUUUAAGACUGAGUCGGAUCAAGUAUGAGCCGACGAAAUAAAAGCGUUGGGAGUUUUAAGCA